GUCGCUGGCUACAUCCUGCCAGAUCCAGUAGUGUUCCACACGUGUGCCACCUGGAAUGAGGUUGAGUUGUGUAUUGUGAAUGUAAUUAUUUAUUUACUUGUAGGAUUUACAAAUGCAUUACUGUCGUCGGCAUUUAAGUUGUGAACACGUUUAAAAAACAAAAGGUAUAUUUAACUGCAGAUCUGGUUGGUUGUUUGUUAGCUCCCAAGCAAGCUUGGUAUAGCUAACUUCAGCUAGGUAUUUAACUAGUUCCCUAUACAUCUUAUCGUUCGUUCCUCACAAACAAAAUGUUAUCAGACUUUGGUCUAAUUGGUACCCUCCAUGACGACGACGAAAUACCAGAAGAUCCCGAUUCGGCAUCUGACGUGGAAACUGAGCAGCCUAUUGUAUUAGGACGCGAGAAGAAAGCGUUGAAAGGACGUAGUAAUGAGUUCAGUUCUGGCUUCGAGUUUGGAGAAAGAGAUGGACUCUACAGUGCUGACUGGGCCAUGGCAGACGUUCUGGCUCAGCUCAAGAAGAGGAAAGCACCUACCACCCUUGAUGAGAAAAUUGAAAAAGUGCGCAAAAAGAGGAAAAUUGAGGAGAAAGCGUUGAAGGGGGGAAAAACAUCACAGACCUCUGAUGAUACAAAACAAUCAGAGGAGAAUGGAGAUGGUGAUAUUAAAGAAGAUGAGGAUGAUGAAAAUGCAGAUGACGAAGAGGAUGACGACGAGGAGGAUGAUGAUGAUGGCGAUGAGAAAGAAGAAGGUGUUGAUGAAAAAGAAGAAGCUGGAGAUGAUGCUGGAGAUGAUGCUGAAGCAUCGGAUGACUAUGAGGAAGAAGAGUUCUCCUCAGCAGACGAAGAGGUUCUCAAAAAAGCAGAUACUUUGAGGGAGAAGGCUGCCAAAGGCAAGAAGAAGGCAGGAGAUGAGUCCUCUGACACAUUUUUCGAGGAUGCCUCCAACUAUGAUGAAAGCCUAACCUUCCAGGACAUGAACCUCUCCAGACCCAUACUGAAGGCCAUCACAACCAUGGGCUUCAAGCAGCCCACCCCCAUCCAGAAGGCCUGUGUGCCCAUUGGGCUGAUGGGAAAGGACAUCUGUGCCUGUGCUGCCACUGGCACCGGUAAGACGGCAGCAUUCAUGCUGCCCGUUCUGGAGCGACUCCUGUACAAGCCCAAGCAGGCCCAGGUGACCCGUGUCCUGGUCCUCGUGCCAACCAGAGAGCUGGGCAUCCAGGUCCACUCUGUGGCACGUCAAUUGGCACAGUUCACCACUGUCGCCACCUGCCUCGCUGUGGGUGGCUUGGACCUGAAGUCCCAGGAGGCGGCGUUGCGCAAUGGGCCCGACGUCCUCAUCGCCACACCAGGCCGCUUGAUUGACCACUUGCACAACACGCCCUCGUUCGAGCUCAGCCAGAUCGAGAUCCUCAUCCUCGACGAAGCUGACAGGAUGCUGGAUGAGUACUUUGAGGAGCAGAUGAAGGAGAUCAUCAGGAUGUGUUCCUACCAGAGACAGACCAUGCUCUUCUCAGCCACCAUGAGUGAAGAGGUGAAAGACCUGGCCACAGUGUCCCUGAAGCAGCCAGUGAGGAUCUUUGUGAACAGUAACACGGAUGUGGCGCCCUACCUCAGGCAAGAGUUUGUGAGGGUUCGGCCCGCGAGAGAAGGCGACCGGGAGGCCAUUGUGGCAGCCCUGCUGACCAGGACCUUCCAGGACCAUGUGAUGUUAUUCACGCAGACCAAGAAGCAGGCCCACCGCAUGCACAUCCUGCUGGGCCUCAUUGGCCUGAAGGUGGGCGAGCUCCACGGCAACCUCUCCCAGACCCAGCGAUUGGAGAGUCUCAGGCGGUUUAAAGAUGAACAGAUUGAUAUCCUGGUGGCCACAGAUGUAGCUGCUAGAGGUCUUGACAUUGAUGGAGUCAAAACAGUCAUUAACUUCACGAUGCCCAACACGGUGAAGCACUACGUGCACAGGGUGGGCCGUACGGCGCGAGCGGGCAAAGUGGGCCGCUCCGUGUCCCUGGUGGGCGAGACAGAGAGGAAAAUGCUGAAGGAGAUCGUCAAGAAGGCCAAAACGGCCGUCAAGGCCCGCGUGCUUCCUCAAGAGGUGAUCCUGAAGUUCAGGGAUUUGAUUGACAAGCUGGAGAAGGAUGUGUACGCCGUGAUGCGUCUGGAGAGGGAGGAGCGAGAGAUGUCCCACUCAGAGGCACAGAUCAACUCCGCCCAGAAGAAGCUGACCCAGACCUCUGACGAUAUGCCCAGGACCUGGUUCCAAACCAACCAGGAAAGGAAGAGCGAUCGCAUGACAAAAGCCCUGCAGGAGUUCGACUUGGCCCUGAGGGGGACGAAGAAACGGCAGAAGUUUCUGAAAGAUGGCAAGAAGAAAGAGCUGACGGCAGAGGACAGGGCUCAGUUUGAGAUCCUGAAGUCGCAGAUGUACGCCGAGAGGACCGCCAAGCGUGACCGCAGACCAAAGCGAGCCCGGGCCAUGCCAGAAGAUGAGCCGCUCCAAAAAGCAAAGAAGAGUGGAAAACCUGGAAUGAAGUCGGUGUUUGAUAAGGAGCUGACCAACACGAGCAAGAAGGCCUUGAAGCAGUACAGAGCUGGGCCAUCAUUUGAAGACAAGAAGAGACUGGGGCUAUCAACAAAGAAAGGGGGUGGUUUCAAAUCCAAAACAAGAUACAAGAGAAAGUAGAGACAUUCUCUUCUGGUCGAUGGUGAAGAGAACAAAACGGAAAUUGAAAGUUUAUGGGUGUGGACACUUAGACGUGGACAUUACAAAUGAUUGGUUCUCAGUUGUUUUUAUUGCAAUAAGAAAGCUUAUUCCUCCUUUUGUGAAUAUACCAUGAACACAACUGGUACCACAACUUUAUUAGACUCUUAAUGACUUUUAUGAUGCAUAAAACCAUAUCUAUAUGACCCACUUGAUAAAGUCUCUGUCUGUCAAUGUUGCAAGGAGGAAUAAUACAAUGUAUUUUUGUUGACAGACCAGUGUCUAGUAUUUGUCAAAACGGCAUGUAAAUAAACACGAACAGUAUCAGA
This is a messenger RNA of Clupea harengus (Atlantic herring), 3022 nucleotides long. It is a transcript of the gene ddx27, whose product is annotated as DEAD-box helicase 27. Gene Ontology annotation, molecular function: nucleic acid binding; RNA helicase activity; ATP binding. The record is from RefSeq and is a predicted model, not a curated record. Lineage: Eukaryota; Metazoa; Chordata; Actinopteri; Clupeiformes; Clupeidae. Gene Ontology annotation, cellular component: cytosol.